Messenger RNA from Olea europaea var. sylvestris, 1068 nucleotides. RefSeq names its product probable WRKY transcription factor 11. Lineage: Eukaryota; Viridiplantae; Streptophyta; Magnoliopsida; Lamiales; Oleaceae. The record is from RefSeq and is a predicted model, not a curated record. Gene Ontology annotation, molecular function: sequence-specific DNA binding; DNA-binding transcription factor activity. Gene Ontology annotation, biological process: regulation of DNA-templated transcription. The transcript has 4 exons. Bases 90 to 890 code for a protein of 266 amino acids.
AUUCCUUCUGCAUUUUUCACUUGGAUUUUCUCAGUUAUGCAAGCAUAAACGAGCAAAUAGCCUUGCAAGAACACCAACACCAUAACCAGAUGCUAGAAUGCACAGAAAUCUCUGAUUCAAAUGUUUCCAAGUUUAGAAAAGCCAUUUCUAAGCGCAACCAGAUAGGCCAUGCCCGCUUCCGCCGAUCCACCGACGCUGCAGUUCAAAAUCAACAUCAAUUUUCCGCAGUCCCUCCCCCGCCGCCUUCGACUUCUGGGUUCUAUCAAAAUCCUGUUUAUGGGUGUCCGGCGCCGCUGGUGACUCUUGAUUUUCCGAAGCAUUGCAUGGUGGGUCCCACUCCUUUCAACGAGAGUUUUAGCACAUCGCCGAAACUGUCGACGUCUGGGAAUACGUUGUCGUCGACUUUCGUUUCGUCAACCACAGGCGAGGGAACUGUGUCCAAUGGCAAGAGUGUGUCUCAACAAUCUAAGUUCUUGAUUAAGGCGGCCCCGCUUGCCUCCUCCGUGGAGCCGUCCGUCUCCAGGAAGACAUGUCAUGAACAUGAACAAUCCGACAAUGUAUCUGGCAAGACCACCGGUUCCGGCAGCUGCCACUGCAAAAAGAGAAAAUAUCGGUUGAAGAAUACAAUUAGAGUACCGGCAAUUAGCUUGAAUAGUGCAGAUACACCGCAGGAUGAGUAUUCAUGGCGAAAAUAUGGUCAAAAGCCAAUCAAGGGCUCUCCCUUCCCACGGGGUUAUUAUAAAUGUAGUACAGUAAAAGGAUGCCCAGCAAGAAAGCACGUGGAGAGGGCAAGAGAUGAUCCGACGAUGGUGAUCAUUACAUACGAGGGGGAGCACGGGCAUAUGCAAGGCGCAAUGCAUAGUUUCGACUCAAAAGUAAGGGACAUUUGAAAAAUGAAUCAUAGAGAGAAAAGGGACUAUUGUGCAAUCUAGAGAUAGUUGGGGGUUGGGCUUUCAUGUAAAUUACCUCACGCAUGGAGGGCAGAAUUGGUCUUGAAUUGUGUAAUUUCAACUCUUAUAUUUGCCACGUGUUUAUAUACUUGCUUAUGCAUUAUUUUGUUUUUAUUUA